This is a messenger RNA of Kogia breviceps (pygmy sperm whale), 4650 nucleotides long. Lineage: Eukaryota; Metazoa; Chordata; Mammalia; Artiodactyla; Physeteridae. The record is from RefSeq and is a predicted model, not a curated record.
AUGUGUUUGGAAGUUGUGAACCUGUUUGAUUGGGAAGGGGUAGGAGAGAGCCUGAAGAAGAAUUGGAAUCCGGACAUCUUUAGCAUCCAAGGGGAUGAUGAGCAUCGGGCAGACAAGCUGUUCGCUGCUUGGUACACCCCUGCACUUCACCCCGUUUCCAUCGCCGACUCCCAGUUCUGUCUGGGCACCCGCAGUCGCAUCCCCACCGGGCAGCCCCCUGCCACUCCACCAGGCGCGCCUAGUCCCAAGACAGCCGGGGAACCCUUGCGAAUCACAUCCGGAAAAGGUAUCGCCCGCGCGCCCCGAGCCCCUCCAGGCCAGAGGCUCCCGCAGGUGACGGCGGACGAGGGUGCGGGGGGCCUGGAAACCGCCGCGCGCCGGGUCACCGCGUCUGGGGCCCAAGAGGCUGGGGGACGCGGGUAUCCCGACGCCGCAGCUCGCCCCCGCCCAGGGACCGCCCUGCCUGCCCCGGAGGGCCGGGAAACGGCCUCCGCGGCCACUGGCCUGAGCCCAGAAAACAGUCUUUUCGGGGACGGGGCCCCAGAAACCUGUGGCGCAGAAGGGUGGGAGGCUCGGGCUGGAGCCGGCGGGAAGGCAGAGGAAGUGACGACUGGGGAGGGCGCCAUCUUCAUGGAGGAGGCGGAGCGGGAGGUGGGGAAGCAGCAUGUGGGAGAGGAGAUGGAGGUGGCCGAGAAGCUGGUGCGGGGGGAGAAGCUGGAGGUGGGAGCGGAGGCGCAGCAAGGCCCGGGGCCCCUGAACUUUGGUUGUCCAGUUGUGGACCCGCUGGCAGCCAUCCAGUGGGAGCUGGAGGCCGUUAGUGACUAGGCGGACAGGGCCUACCUGUGGCUGGAGCGCAGGUUUGGGCGCAUGCACCGGUUGCACCUAGCCCGAAGGAGCUUCAUCAUACAGAAUAUUCCUGGCUUCUGGGUCACCGCCUUCCUGAACCACCCGCAGCUGUCAGCCAUGAUCAGCCCCCGAGGUGAAGACAUGCUCUUCUACCUGAUGAAUUUGGAGGUGAGGGAGCAUAGGCACGCCAGGACGGGCUGCGAGUUCAAGUUCAGUUUUGGGGGCAACCCCUACUUCCGGAACAAGGUGAUAGUGAAGAAGUAUGAGUGCAGAUCCUCAGGCCGGGUGGUGUCAAUCGCAAGUCGCAUUUGCUGGCACUGGGGCCAGGAAACUCCAACUCUGCUACACAGGAACCGGGACACCGUCCGCAGCUUCUUCAGCUGGUUGUCACAGCACAGCCUCCUGGAGGCGGACAGGGUUGCCCAGAUUAUUAAAGAGGACCUGUGGCCCAACCCCCUGCAGUACUACCUGCUCUGGGAUAGGCCCCACAGAGCCAGGCAAGGCCUAGCAAGGUGGCCCACAGAGGCCCCUCCUAGGCCCUAUGGGUUCCAGUCUGGCUAAGUCCCGCCCUGGGACCUGGCCCCUACACAAGACUCCUUUCUGCUUCCUGGGGACUUGUGCUUAGGCCAGCCAUGGCACUCUGCUGUCUGCUUUCUGUUCCGUGUACUCUGACCCCUUUGGACUUCAGUGGACUCAGCUCCGAGAUUGUGGCCUUCAUGGCCAUGCUCUUCUGUUUCCAUGUAGGCUCCAUGCAUCACAUGACUGUCACAUGCCACAGUGUCUACCCAAGCACCCAGCGCUGUGGACAGGUACUACCAUCAUCUUCAUGGCCUAGACCUGUCUUUGAUCAUGGCCUUCCACCCAUUUUUUACAUGAGCACCCACAGGUCAUCACUAGGAGGACCAGUGCCUCUUUGAGGCCUACUCCUUCAAGGCCACAGCAUGCUGGGCUUCAUACUUAUGUUGACCCCACACCUGUCUGUGGCAAGCUGAGUCUUGUCACCCAAGAGGAAGUGGGUGCCUUUGGUCAGCCAGACUUGGACAUUCCAGGACCUCAGGACCACAGGCCAGGCUAGUGGACUGUUGGGCAUCUAGCAGAAUGGGCAUGGGGUGAGGUCAAGGACAUGAAGCAGUGGGCAAUGUAUUCUUUGUGAUCACACUACUCUUCUUACCCCUGUGUUGGUCCUACCUCCCGACCUGCUACUGACUUGCGAAGGUCUGUGUCCUACCCCUGUCUGGUCAUCGCCCUUCUCAUGAGUUUCUCCCACGUUGCCAGUGACCUUGUUGCCUGCUCCCAGGUCUAUAAGGACCUCAAGAACUGCCUGUGAACCCAGGUGGGCCACCUGCCAAUGCACAAGAGCUCCCAAACCCCCAGGAACUCUGCCACACUGUCAUAUCUGGGCAUGCACUUAAGGCAGGGGCAGUAAUGGGGUCCCUUCCAGAAGCCUACCUUCCUGAGUUCCAGUCACUGGACUCACACAGCACCCAACUCCCCUGUCUCCACUUGUUUUUAGGCUGCCAGCUUGGGGGUGCUGGAGAGGGGGUGUUUCUGGUCACGAGGCCUUUCUCCACUUGCCGAGAUCUCACGUUUCUUUUUAUUUUCUUUAAAGUGAUAGCUCAGAAACAAAAUAACUGAAGGAGCGAGGUUUUUUACAAACAGCUGAGGAGACAGGCUUUCUUGUUGAAUUUGCCUCUCUGAUUGUCUCUAGAGAGGGAGGGUUGUCCUGUAGCUUGGCAGAGCUCUCUUUGCCCCCUGCCCCCCUCAGCAACGGGGGACAGCACAGCGCCCCUGAGCAGAGACACCAGGAGCUCCGGGCCCGCAGGGGUAGCACAUUGUUUUGUUUCGUGCUGUGUUCUUGGAGACUAACUUCAGCUCCAACUCUACUUUCUUCUCCUUUCGCCGGGUCCAAACCCUCAUGGGAUCCUGUUGGUACAGGAGCUUAGCUGUGCCCCCCUCCGAAGACCCCCUAAGACAGUUUUUUGGGGCUGUCUCCAUCUCAUUUUGGGGGAGUGACCAUACCCAGGCCCCUUCCCAUGGAAGGCUUUGUCUUCUGCUCCCGAGGACCUGGGGAGGCCUUGACACAAAAUAAAGGCGGGGAGCUGCUCUCGGCAGGGCGUGCAAGAGAAGUUGGAGCCAGCUGGGGAGACAGGGACGGAGGAGGGCCUGCAAGGUGCAGGGAGGGGAGCCCCCGAAUCUCCCUAACUUUUUUGAUUCACCAGCUGAUCUUUUAAUUAAAAAAUUUUUUUUCCAUUUAUUUUUUAAAAUUUAUUUUUAUUUGAUUAUUCCAGUUUCUAAAAAUUUUGAUGGUCAACCCUAUUGAGGGAACUUGUAGACUUUUUAAAACAUCUUUAUUGCAGUAUAAUUGCUUUACAAUGGUGUGUUAGUUUCUGCUUUAUAACAAAGUGAAUCAGUUAUACAUAUACAUAUGUUCCCAUAUCCCCUCCCUCUUGUGCCUCCCUCCCACCCUCCCUAUCCCACCCCCCUAGGUGGUCACAGAGCACCGAGCUGAUCUCCCUGUGCUAUGCAGCUGCUUCCCACUAGCUCUCUAGUGGGAUAUAUAUGUCCAGGCCACUCUCUCACUUCGUCCCAGCUUACCAUUCCCACUCCCCAUGUCCUCAAGUCCAUUUUCUACGUCUGCGUGUAGAUUUUUUUUAACUUAAUUUUUAUUGGACUAUGGUUGCUUUACAAUGUGGUGUUAGCCUCCACUGCACAGCAAAAUGAAUCAGCCAUACACAUACAGAUAUCCCUUCCCUUUUGGACUUCCCUCCCAUUUAGGUUACCAUGCUGCAUUAGGUAAGAGUUCCCUGUGCUAUACUGUAUGUUCCCAUCAGUUGUCUAUUUUAUACAUAGUAUCAAUAAUGUAUAUGUGUCAAUCCCUGUCUCCCACCCCACCCCUUUCCCCCUUGGUAUCCAUACAUUUGUUCUCUACGUCUGUGUCUCUAUUUCUGCUUUGCAGUUAAGAUCAUCUAUACCAUUUUUCUAGAUUCCACAUAUAUGCGUUAUUAUACGAUAUUUGCUUUUCCCUUUCUGACUUACUUUACUCUGUAUGACACUCUCCAGGUCCAUCCAUGACUCUACAAGUGAUCCAUUUUUAUUCCUUUUUAUGGUUGAGUAAUAUUCCAUUGUAUAUAUGUACCACAUCUUUAUCCAUUCCUCUGUUGAUGGACAUUUAGGUUGCUUCCAUGUCCUGGCUGUUGUAAAUAGUGCUUCAGUGAACAUUGGGAUGCAUGUGUUUUUUUGAAUUAUGGUUUUCUCUGGGUAUAUGCCCAGUAGUAGUAUUGUUGGGUCAUAUGGUAAUUCUAUUUUUAGUUCUUUAAGGAACCUCCAUACUGUUUUCCAUAGUGGCUGUAUCAGUUUACAUUCCUGCCAACAGUGUGCAAGGGUUCCCUUUUCUCCACACCCUCUCCAGCAUUUAUUGUUUGUAGAUUUUUAAAAAUAAAUUUUAAUUAAUUAAUUAAUUAAUUUUUGGCUGUAUUGGGUCUUCAUUGCUAUGCGCAGGCUUUCUCUAGUUGCAGCGAGCGGGGGCUACUCUUUGUUGUGGUGUGUGGGCUUCUCAUUGCAGUGGCUUCUCUUGUUGCGGAGCAUGGGCUUAGUUGCUUUGUGGCAUGUGGGAUCUUCCCAGACCAGGGCUGGAACCUGUGUCCCCUGCAUUGGCAGGUGGAUUCUUAACCACUGUGCCACCAGGGAAGCCCUGUUUGUAGAUUUUUUGAUGAUGGCUGUUCUGACUGGUGUGAGGUGAUACCUCAUUGUAGUUUUGAUUUGCAUUUCUCUAAUAAUUAGUGAUGUUGAGCAUCUUUUCAUGUG